This is a messenger RNA of Suncus etruscus (white-toothed pygmy shrew), 3058 nucleotides long. RefSeq names its product KIT proto-oncogene, receptor tyrosine kinase (gene KIT). The record is from RefSeq and is a predicted model, not a curated record. Lineage: Eukaryota; Metazoa; Chordata; Mammalia; Eulipotyphla; Soricidae. Bases 41 to 2974 code for a protein of 977 amino acids. Gene Ontology annotation, biological process: positive regulation of MAP kinase activity; Fc receptor signaling pathway; B cell differentiation. Gene Ontology annotation, cellular component: signaling receptor complex. The transcript is spliced from 21 exons. Gene Ontology annotation, molecular function: cytokine binding; ATP binding; transmembrane receptor protein tyrosine kinase activity.
UUCUCCGGGGCCCCCGCGCCGCGCAGCAGCAGCCACCGCGAUGAGGACAGGCGCCCGCCGCGCCUGGGAGCUCCUCGGCGUCCUGCUCUUGCUCCUGCUCGGAAGCCACACAGGCUCUUUGCAACCAUCUGUGAGUCCACAGGAACUGUCUCCUCCAUCCAUAUAUCCAGCACAGUCAGAGUUAAGAGUCAGUGUUGGUGACGAGAUUCGGCUGCUCUGCACUCAUCCUGGAUUUGACAAGUGGACUUUUGAAUCCCUGGGUAGCCUGAGUGAGAUUCGUGACAAUGAAUUGCUGAUAGAGAAAGCAGAGGCCACCGAUACAGGCAAUUACACGUGCACCAAUACAGCUGGCCUCAGCAGCUCUAUUUAUGUGUUUGUUAAAGAUCCUGACAAUCUUUUCAUCAAACCUGACGGUGUAUUGUUUGGUGAAGAAGAUCAGGACGCGCUGGUCCCUUGUCUGCUGACAAACCCAGAUGUGAUCGGUUUCUCACUCACAGGCUGCUUAGGGCAUCCUCUUCCUGAAGACUUGACAUUUGUGGCCAACCCCAAGGCAGGCAUCACCAUUCACAAAGUGAAGCUCGAGUAUGAUCGUCUCUGCCUGCAUUGCACUGCCUUCUUUGAGGGCACACUUGUGGAGUCCCCAAGAUUUAACCUGAAAGUGAGGCCAGCCAUCAGAGCUUUACCCAUUUUGACUGUCUCCAAACCAAGCCAACUUAUUCGGGAAGGGGAAGAAUUUACAGUGACUUGCUCUAUACAAGAUGUGUCUAGUUUCGUGGAAUCCAUGUGGAUAAAGGAGAACAGUCAGCAGUUGAAAGCACAGGUACAGACUAAUAGCCGGCACCUGGAUAACUUCAAAUUUUUACGUCAAGAAAAGUUGACUAUCAGCUCAGCAAGAGUUAAUGAUUCUGGAGUGUACAUAUGUUAUGCCAAUAAUACUUUGGGAUCUGCAAAUGUCACAACAACCUUGGAAGUAGUAGAUAAAGGAUUCAUUAAUACCUUCCCUAUGAUGAACACCACAGUGUUUGUAAAUGAAGGUGAAAAUAUAGAUCUGAUUGUUGAAUAUGAGUCCUACCCCAAACCUGAGCACCAGCAGUGGCUGUACAUGAACAAUACCUCCAUUGACAAGUGGGAUGACUACCCCAAGUCUGAGAACGAGAGUAAUAUCAGAUAUGUCAAUGAACUUCACCUAACUAGAUUAAAAGAGACCGAACCAGGCACAUACACAUUUGUCGUGUCCAAUGCAGAAGUGUCUUCUUCCGUGACAUUUAAUGUUUACGUGAACACUAAACCAAAGAUUCUGAACGAUGAUCAGCUGAACAGCAUGUUUCAGUGUGUGGCAGUAGGCUUCCCAGAGCCUACCAUCAGUUGGUACUUUUGUGCAGGAUCUAAGCAGAGCUGCUCUGUUCCUGUUCCUGUGGGGCCGGUAGAUGUGAAGAUCCUGAACUCCUCUGUGUCACCAUUUGGAAUGAUAAUGGUCCAGAGUUCCGUGAACUACAGUACCUUCAAGCACAACGGAACAGUCGAGUGUAGGGCUUGCAACGAUGUGGGAAAGGAUUCUGCCUUUUUUAACUUUGCACUUAAAGAAGAAAUCCUUUCCCACACCCUGUUCACGCCUUUGCUGAUUGGUUUUGUGGUUGCAGCUGGACUGAUGUGCAUCGUUGUGAUGAUCCUUACCUACAAAUAUUUGCAGAAACCUAUGUAUGAAGUCCAAUGGAAAGUAGUGGAGGAAAUCAAUGGAAAUAAUUAUGUUUACAUAGACCCUACGCAGCUUCCUUAUGAUCACAAAUGGGAGUUUCCCAGAAACAGGCUGAGUUUUGGGAAAACCUUGGGUGCAGGUGCUUUUGGGAAGGUGGUUGAGGCCACUGCUUAUGGCUUAAUUAAGUCAGAUGCUGCCAUGACUGUAGCUGUGAAGAUGCUCAAACCAAGUGCCCAUUUAACUGAGCGAGAAGCCCUAAUGUCAGAACUCAAAGUCUUGAGCUACCUGGGAAAUCACAUGAACAUUGUCAAUCUCCUUGGAGCAUGCACCAUUGGAGGGCCCACCUUGGUCAUUACAGAAUACUGUUGCUAUGGUGAUCUUUUGAAUUUUUUGAGAAGAAAACGAGAUUCAUUUAUUUGCUCAAAGCAGGAAGAUAACGCAGACUCCGCACUUUAUAAGAAUCUUUUGCAUUCAAAGGAGUCUUCCUGCAAUGACAGUACUAACGAGUAUAUGGACAUGAAGCCCGGAGUUUCUUAUGUUGUCCCAACCAAGACUGACAAGAGGAGAGCUGCACGAAUAGGCUCCUACAUCGAAAGAGAGGUGACACCUGCUGUCAUGGAUGAUGAUGAGCUGGCCCUCGACCUGGAAGAUUUGCUAAGCUUUUCUUACCAGGUGGCAAAGGGCAUGGCAUUCCUCGCCUCAAAGAAUUGUAUUCACAGAGACUUGGCAGCCAGAAAUAUCCUUCUUACUCAUGGUCGAAUCACAAAGAUUUGUGAUUUUGGUCUAGCCAGAGACAUCAAGAAUGAUUCUAAUUAUGUGGUCAAAGGAAACGCUCGGCUGCCUGUAAAGUGGAUGGCGCCCGAAAGCAUUUUCAACUGUGUGUAUACAUUUGAAAGUGACGUCUGGUCCUAUGGGAUUUUUCUGUGGGAGUUAUUUUCCUUAGGGAGCAGCCCCUAUCCUGGUAUGCCAGUGGAUUCUAAAUUCUACAAGAUGAUCAAGGAAGGUUUCCGAAUGCUGAGCCCUGAGCAUGCCCCUGCUGAAAUGUAUGAUGUAAUGAAGACUUGUUGGGAUGCUGACCCCCUCAAGAGGCCCACCUUCAAACAGAUUGUUCAGCUCAUUGAGAAGCAGAUUUCAGACAGUUCUACUCAUAUCUACUCCAACAUGUCAAAUGCCAACCCCAAUCCAGAGACGACAGUGGUGGACCAUUCGGUUCGGAUCAAUUCUGUGGGCAGCAGUGCCUCUUCGACCCAGCCUCUGCUUGUACAUGAAGAAGUGUGAAUGGAAUGAGCAUCUGAGUGAAGGGAGUCUUUGUACAGGAAGAUCCCUUGCUCCUUUUUUUUUUUCUUUUCUUUUCUUUUUUUU